This is a messenger RNA of Notothenia coriiceps (black rockcod), 4170 nucleotides long. RefSeq names its product protein crumbs homolog 1-like. The annotation marks the transcript as partial. NCBI's taxonomy places the organism in Eukaryota, Metazoa, Chordata, Actinopteri, Perciformes, Nototheniidae. The transcript has 4 exons. The record is from RefSeq and is a predicted model, not a curated record. Gene Ontology annotation, molecular function: calcium ion binding.
GUUUGACUGAAGCCAUUUUUCAGGACAAUGCUCUUCAGUAUGUUGCCAACAGCUCCCUGCUGAGCCCAGUGACCGACAUCACUAUGGACAUACGGACACGUGACGAAAACGGGAUCCUGUUGCGGGCCGCCAGCAGAGCGGAGGUCUUCUGCCUAGGGCUGCUCAACUCCUCCCUGCUGGUCAAACUGGACAGUGGGGCGAGCGCUGAGCUGCUGGCCUUCACAAGUGACAGAGUGAUUGCAGACGGAGCAUGGCAUCACAUCCAGCUCACCAUGGUGGAGCCCACACACUCAGUAUCCCGCUGGCGCCUCACCGUCGACGGGCAGAGAUUCGGGGGUAGCUUCGGCGUUGGUGGCAACCUCAACUUCCUCAAUGACACCAAUGUGUGGCUGGCUGAAAAAUACACUGGAUGCUUAGGGGAAGUGAGGGUGGGGGGAGUCUACCUGCCACUCAUUAACGUACCAGACGCCCCGCAGAUGAGCCGGUUCUCCAGACUGGGUGGGCACGAGCCAAUCAUAGGAUGCCAGGGUUCACCGAUUUGUGAUUCCCAGCCCUGUCUCAACCAGGGUGUGUGUCAGGACCAGUUUAAUGAGUUUAACUGCAGCUGCAGUGCAGGAUGGGAGGGGAAGCUGUGUGAGUUGGAGGUAAAUGAGUGUUCUUCAAGUCCCUGUGGCUACGGUACAUGUAAGGACCUUCUGGCAGACUACCAGUGUGACUGCCACAGCGGAUACACAGGGAGAGACUGUAAGGAAGAGCUGGAUAACUGUCUGGAGUUCAGUUGUGUGAACGGAGGAACCUGCAUGGACAAGGGGGGGGCUCACACAUGUUCAUGUCCUCGGGGCUACGUCGGAAAACGCUGCCAGUGGCGUUUCCCUCCAGUGGCGUGUGAUGCAGACACUAAGUGUCUUAAUGGGGGGGUUUGUAUAGGAGGGGACUCAGGAGGCAACUGCACCUGCAAGCCAGGAUACACUGGAGCCAGGUGUGAGACAGAAAUAGACGAGUGUGAGUUCAGGCCUUGUCUCAAUGGGGCCACCUGCCUGGACAGACUCAACCACUUCCAGUGUGUGUGUGUGCUGGGCUUCAGUGGCAGAGUGUGUGAGAACAACAGAGAGGAGCACACGGAGCGCGUCCCCUGGCUGGUGGUCACCAUCCCCCUCACCACGCUGUGUGUGCUGGUGGCCAUCCUGGUGGUGUUCUGCAUGGUCAUGACAGCGCGGAAGAAGCGUCAGUCAGAGGGCACGUACAGCCCCAGCUCCCAGGAGGUGGCUGGGGCCAGGCUGGAGAUGGGCAGUGUACUCAAAGUGCCCCCCGAGGAGAGGCUGAUCUGAGGCCAGAGGAUGUGUACAGGGCUCCUGCCCUACGAGGAAGACAUGGAGGAUAAAUCAAUGACUGAUCCUCCACCUGGGAACACAGUUUAUGUCGAGGUCUCACAGAUGGACAGGUGAAGACCAGAGAGAGGCUCCCCUGUCGGGGAGAGGUGGGGGGUGCUCUGACUCUAGACCUUGAAGAGUUGUGUCUUGAGGAAUACUAAAAUCAGGUCAGGACCAUGUGAACAAAAGUCAUUUUGGAUUUUAAGAAAUGUUGCACUGGCUGGACAACACUGAAACUGAACUCCACAUGAUGAAGGGGCAAGUAUUCAGGAAAACCAAUCAGGGCUUUCUUUAAGGGCUUUCCUUUCCUUACCAUCACAAUCCUUAUUAAACACACAUUUGCAAGACAUAUGUGUUUUUAUUGUGAAACAGACGCUCAUUUACAUCCUGUUGUUGUCCUGCAAGAGGUCACUUGCUAAUGUUAAUCCCACAUGACUUCAACUCUUUCAUCAAAAUGGGUUUGGCCCCUGAUAUCCUCCUUCAGCUUUACAUCUGUGUUUUUGGUCUGCCUCAAAAAUGUGAAGAAGCAAAAGAAGGAAUGUAUUUGUGAAUCAAACCUGAUGUUCUGUUUUGCUGAAACAGAAAUGUGGAAUUUUUACAAAAUGUUCAUGUACUCAGUUACUGAGUCAUUUCUCCUUAUUUAAGCUUCUGCAGUCUGUGAAUGAAGACAUGCAAACAGUUCAUACGAUGGAGCCUUACUCCGAACCCCCAACAGAACAUGUGAAUGAAUGACUCAGAAACGGUAUAUUUGCUGUAAUAUAUUGUCAAUGUGCACUGUACAGGCUGCCUAUCAUUGGUCACUGUGUAAAAAUGCUGUCAGUUUGUGUUGUGUAUCAUUUGAUGCAAAAGUUAAAGUCACUGUAUUUUUUGUAAUAAUUUCUCUGGCAACAGAACAGGAUUUUUUUGUAUGCUGUAUGUAAGUUGUCAGUGUUUUUGGAUAUAAAUAACUUUUUUCAGAUGUCUAGAAAAAAGGAGAAUUCAGCAAAGUCUAGUUAAAUUGUAUCUAAUUUAAAGAAAUGUCCUUAAAGUCAGAUGGCACUACCCUCACAUUUGAAGUCCAGGAAGUCUCCCUACUCACUCCCCUUUCACUCUGUCCUCUCCGGGGCUCCUAACUGAACAACCAACACUGCAGGAAACUGAAGGUUCUGAUGUGACCCAUGUAUUGCAUUUCAUGAAAUAGAACCGGUUGUGAAAGGAAAGUAUAAUGCAAGUCAGAGCUAAAUAUGAAUUAGAGAAACUCUUGUCAUUACUAUUCAGAGUUGUAUUGAAUGCCAUUUCAAAAGAGUGAUAUGUAUGAAUUUCAUCAUGAUCUGUAAAGUUUUAGGUAUGGGUUGGCAUAAUGUCAAUAAUUUUCUAGAUAUUACAGUUAUCUCUGAUUUAUAUAAUUCCAAUCUAGUACAACUAACCCAAUAUUGCUUACAUGUGGUUAAUCAGAUACACUAUAUGGCUUAGUAUUGAGACAUCCCUGUCCAAUGUAAAACCCAUUCCUGUUCAAACAUGACAAUGCCCUCAGUCAACCCAGUUAUGUACCUGACUGAGGUAUUGCAGCACAUCAUUACCAUGGUUUGAAUAAAAUACGACAAGCUCUCCAGCAUCAGACCAGAUCGACUAAGAGUCUUACUGUAAUGGGCCUGUGGGAAGAUGACAAGCCUGACAUGCAAACGUUUAUUUUGGAAGAAAAGAGAGACGAACGGGGACUGUGUUCCCUCAGAUUCAUUCAGAUCUACUUGUAGUAUUCAAUAUAAUGACCCUGACCUGUGGUCGGAAAAUGUGAACCUCACAAUUAUCAUUUAUAAUUUUGACCCAGCCCAAAUGUGUACCCGGGUCGGGUCUAAGUUCCUCAAAGCUGAGUGGAACCCAUUCAUGAUAUCUAUUGUCUGUUUAAUAUCUUGUUGUUUUGUUGUAAAUCCAGGAAUUAGAUAUGGUUCACAAGUGGAAAUACUAAAUAUUUAUUUACGGUACAUUUAAACUGAUCCAUACUGCUGCUUCUCUCUCUGAGGUUGUUACAACUGGCUACAUGCAUGCUUUAAUACAAGUCAGAAAUCACUAAAUGUCCUCUCAUGUGCAUCAUGAAACAACAUGCAUUCCUGCAUCCAUCAAACACAGAUAACGCCUUUGUGAGGACUGUAUUUCAAAGAGAGGUUAAUGAAAGGAAGAACCUCAGGACACAUAUUCAAACUGUGUUUAAUUCGUUAUGGUAUUGUACAGACCUAUUGUGAUAUGGUGUUGUUACUUAACAGCAGGACAUCCACAGGACAGCUUUGCACAGAAUGGUAGUGAUUUUACACUGGAGUUGUUUUAAGUAAAGCCGUACCACAUCUACAUUCCAUGUUUUUUUUCUUCCAAAACAGGAUAUAUUUACUUUAGGGAAUAACCACAAUUUAGAUUAUGAGUGAUAGUCCAACCCAAGCCUUUUAUUUAUCUGCACUGAAAACACAGAUUUAACAACAUAACUCUAUUAGGUUAGUUCCAAGCAAUUAUAUUAAGUUGAACCUCAUUUUUUGAAACGUAUUAUUAUUGCUUUCAACUAACCUAAUACAGUAUUGGAAAAUCUGUUGUCAUAACACAUUUAGUUAAAGUCAACGUUUCAGUUAUUCAGUGCACUUCAUAGAAACCUCUGUUUUUUAAGUGAAUAUCUCCUUUUGAAGUAAAUCUCUUUAUUAGUACUAAGUGUGCAUAUGAGGAAGAUUUUGUGUUUAAUGGUCAUUUUGUGCAUUUAGUUUGAAAUGGCGCUUCAACUGAAUGAAUGUCUGCGGGCAUGAAAUGUGUUCAAAGAAAAAUAAAAACAAAAGAAAAUGAA